AGAUGGCUGCGCCCUUGCAGGAGUGCUGAUGAAGUGGUUCUGUGGUGAAUUUCUCAGGAUUGUGUGUGAUUUUCGUGAAACCCGGUGCACAAAACUGCCUGAUAGCCACACGGCUUGUGGCAGUGGAGCAUAGGAGUGGACUCGUUGUUAAGUGGGUGCGGUGGCUCGCGUGGCUGUGGCAGACUGUCCGUGUGGAGAUGGGCCUCGUCUCCAGCCCCUUCCCAUAGCGAAGAGCCGUGGGGAGAGGAGCCACAGAUUCCCCUGCAAACACGCACCGGUUCAACUUGGAUUUGACGGGUUUGACAUACUGUACAGACUGUGGACGUUGUCCUACAAUUUUCUCACCGGAAUUGUUUGUGCUACGGUAUCUGUCAUCGUCCGGAGACGAAGAGCUUCCCCAGCCCGAGUAGAUCGUCCCUCCACGCCGAGGGUCCUGAUGAAAAUGGAUGCAGACUUGUUACACUCACCAGCUGUGGGCUUCGCUGAGGAGGAGGCUGACAUGAAUGACUGGGAGUUGCCUUUGGCCUUCAUGAAGAAACGGCACUCAGAGAAGAUAGAGGGAUCCAAGGCCCUUGCACAGAGUUGGAGGAUGAAGGACAGGAUGAAGACGGUGAGUGUAGCGCUGGUGUUGUGUCUUAAUGUUGGAGUGGACCCCCCAGAUGUGGUCAAGACAUCACCCUGCGCCAGAUUGGAGUGCUGGAUCGAUCCUCUGUCGAUGAGUCCACAGAAAGCCCUGGAGACCAUUGGGGCCAACCUGCAGAAGCAAUAUGAAAACUGGCAGCCAAGGGCACGUUACAAACAAAGCCUGGACCCCACAGUGGACGAGGUGAAAAAGCUAUGCACGUCGCUGAGACGAAAUGCUAAAGAGGAGAGAGUCCUCUUCCACUACAAUGGCCAUGGGGUUCCCCGGCCCACUGUCAAUGGAGAAAUUUGGGUUUUUAAUAAGAACUACACCCAAUACAUCCCGCUGUCCAUCUAUGAUCUUCAGACCUGGAUGGGGAGCCCUUCCAUUUUUGUCUAUGACUGCUCCAAUGCUGGAAUCAUUGUCAAGUCCUUCAAACAGUUUGCCCUGCAGCGAGAACAGGAGCUGGAGGUGGCCGCUAUCAAUCCCAGCCAUCCUCUCGCCCAGAUGCCACUGCCACCUUCCAUGAAGAACUGUAUCCAGCUGGCUGCCUGUGAGGCCAGUGAGUUGCUACCAAUGAACCCUGACCUCCCUGCUGACCUCUUCACUUCCUGCCUCACCACACCCAUAAAGAUUGCCUUGCGGUGGUUUUGUAUGCAGAAGAGUGCCAAGUUGGUGCCAGGUGUGACGUUAGACCUUAUUGAGAAGAUCCCUGGCAGGCUCAACGACAGGCGCACUCCCCUCGGUGAACUCAAUUGGAUCUUCACAGCCAUCACCGAUACCAUUGCAUGGAACGUGCUGCCCAGAGAUUUGUUCCAGAAGUUGUUUCGCCAGGACCUUCUGGUGGCCAGCUUAUUCCGCAAUUUCCUAUUAGCAGAGAGGAUAAUGAGGUCAUACAACUGUACACCAGUCAGCAGCCCUCGCUUGCCUCCAACAUACAUGCAUGCCAUGUGGCAAGCCUGGGACCUGGCUGUGGAUAUCUGCCUGUCUCAGCUGCCAACCAUUAUUGAGGAGGGCACUGCAUUCAGGCAGAGUCCUUUCUUCGCAGAACAGCUGACAGCAUUUCAGGUGUGGUUGACAAUGGGUGUAGAGAACCGGAAUCCUCCUGAGCAACUCCCUAUUGUACUACAGGUCCUCCUGAGCCAAGUGCAUCGACUUCGGGCUCUGGACCUUCUUGGCCGCUUUCUGGACCUUGGACCCUGGGCUGUCAGUCUGGCCCUGUCUGUUGGAAUCUUUCCGUAUGUGUUGAAGCUGCUCCAGAGCUCAGCCAGAGAGCUGCGGCCGCUGCUGGUUUUUAUCUGGGCUAAAAUCUUGGCAGUGGACAGUUCCUGUCAAGCUGACCUGGUCAAAGACAACGGUCAUAAGUACUUCCUGUCUGUGUUGGCUGACAGCUACAUGCCAGCCGAGCAUCGGACCAUGGCUGUCUUCAUAUUGGCUGUUAUUGUAAACAGCUACAGCACAGGACAGGAGGCCUGUUUGCAGGGUAACCUAAUAGCAAACUGCCUAGAGCAGCUUUCAGACCCCCACCCACUGCUUCGCCAGUGGGUAGCCAUAUGCCUGGGUCGCAUCUGGCAGAACUUUGACCCGGCCCGCUGGUGUGGAGUUCGUGAUAGUGCACACGAGAAGCUGUAUAUCUUGUUGUCGGAUCCAAUCCCUGAGGUGAGGUGCGCGGCUGUCUUUGCUCUUGGUACCUUUGUGGGAAACUCAGCUGAGAGGACGGACCACUCGACCACCAUCGACCACAAUGUGGCAAUGAUGCUUGCCCAACUCAUCAAUGAUGGCAGCCCUGUAGUCCGCAAGGAGUUGGUUGUAGCAUUGAGUCACCUGGUGGUCCAAUAUGAAAGCAACUUCUGUACUGUUGCCCUUCAGUUCAUAGAGGAGGAGAAAAAUUAUACAGUGCCGUCACCAGCCAACACUUCAGAGCCUGGUAACUUGACUCCAGUAAGGGACAGCCCAGCCAUCCCACGUCUCCGAUCUGUUAACUCCUACACCAACAUUCGUGCAGUUACCACUGCCCGCAACCUGAACAAAAGCCUACAGAACCUCAACCUCAGUGAAGAAGGUGGACCAGUUGCUUUUUCACCUGGAAACCUGAGCACCAGCAGUAGUGCCAGCAGCACCCUGGGAAGCCCCGACAAUGACGAGUACAUUCUCUCCUUCGAGACCAUCGACAAAAUGCGACGGGUGUCUUCUUAUUCUUCACUCAAUUCACUCAUAGGUGUGUCAUUCAACAGUGUUUACACUCAAAUCUGGAGAGUGCUUCUACACUUGGCUGCAGACCCUUUUCCUGAAGUGUCUGACUUGGCCAUGAAGGUCCUCAACUGCAUCGCAUACAAGGCUAUGAUGAAUGCUCGCCCUCAGAGAAUUCUGGACUCUGGAUCUCUGACCCAGUCGGCUCCAGCCAGCCCCACCAGCAAAGGCACGCAUAUUCAUCAGGCAGGUGGUUCUCCUCCCAUGCCCAGCACCAGCAGCUCAAGUUUGACCAAUGAGGUGCCCAAACCCCCCACCAGAGAUCAACCUUCCACACGCCCCCCUUACACACCCACACUUGGAGGACAGGCACCUCAUUCCCACCAGUUCCCCCGCACUCGUAAAAUGUUUGAUAAGGGACCUGAACAGGCUGCUGAGGAUGGGGACGAGCCUUGUGGUCACAGAAACUAUAUCAGUGCUGCCCUACAAACAGGUCUAUGUGAUUGGAGUGCCAAGUAUUUUGCUCAGCCAGUCACUAAGAUCCCAGAGGAGCAUGACUUGCAGAGUCAAGUGAGGAUGGAGCGGCAGUGGAGAUUUCUGAGAAAUGCACGCGUCAAAAGGCAAAGCAGAAGCAUCACACAAAGAGGUGUUUCUCGACUGGACGAUCAAAUAUUCAUCAAUCGCAACCCCGGAGUUCCCUCUGUUGUUAAGUUCCACCCCUUCAACACCUGUAUAGCUGUAGCUGACAAGGACAGCAUCUGUUUUUGGGACUGGGAGAAGGGCGAGAGGUUGGACUACUUCUACAAUGGCAACCCUCGCUACACCCGCAUCACAGCCAUGGAAUAUUUGAACGGGCAUGACUGCUCAUUGCUGCUCACUGCAACAGAUGAUGGAGCCUUGCGUGUUUGGAAGAACUUUGCUGACCAGAAGAACCCGGAGAUGGUGACUGCGUGGCAAGGCCUCUCUGAUAUGCUGCCUACAACCAGAGGUCAGCCCUCCACCAGCGCUCACAGUCUAGCCAGAAGGGUCUCCAUCUAUCUUGAUAGGAGUAAGCAAGGCGGUGCAGGCAUGGUCGUAGACUGGGAGCAAGAAACUGGUCUCCUUAUGACGUCUGGAGAUGUUCGAGUUAUUCGAAUCUGGGACACUGACAGAGAGAUGAAGGUCCAGGACAUCCCGACGGGAGCGGACAGCUGUGUGACCAGCCUAUCGUGCGAUUCCCAACGUUCGCUCAUUGUCGCCGGUCUGGGCGACGGGUCUGUUCGAGUUUUCGAUAGGAGAAUGGGUCCAAACGAAUGUCGCAUCAUGACCUACAGAGAGCACGGCGCCUGGGUGGUCAAAGCUCACCUGCAGAAGGAGACAGACGGACAUAUAAUCAGCGUUAGUGUCAAUGGAGACGUGAGAUUCUUUGAGCCCCGCAUGUCAGACUCUGUUAACGUGCUGCAGACAGUGAAGGGGUUAACGGCGCUCGACAUCCACCCGCAGGCUAACCUGUUCGCCUGUGGAUCGAUGAACCAGUUCAUCGCGGUUUAUAACGCCAACGGUGACGUGAUCAGCAACAUCAAGUACUACGACGGCUUCAUGGGACAAAGAAUCGGGGCCAUCAGCUGUUUAGCCUUCCACCCCCACUGGCCCCACCUGGCAGUGGGUAGCAACGACUACUACAUGUCCAUCUACUCAGCCGAGAAGAGGCUCAGAUAACACACCAGCUUUCAUCUCUGACACCCCACGCCCUGCCCACGCCCCCUUUCACGACCAAAAACCCUGCCCACUCUAUGACUUCAGAGACCCUGACCCAGGUUGUACAUCAUGUUGUACAUAGGCAAUCCCCCCCUCCCCAAAUGUUCCCGUGUUGGCUGCUGACAAACAUAUUAUUAUAAUGAUUAUGAUCCUUGUUUAUUCUUAUUAUAAAGCUAAUGAUUGUAGACUUGGCAGUGCUGAGGAGCGUGUAUAUUUAAAUAGAGAUAAAGAGAGGUUGUAUUUUAAAGAAGCGGUAACCGCCAAUCACCGGAUCUCUUCCUCGCCUCGCAACGAGCAUCACUACCCGAAUCACCUUUGAACCCCGCCUCCAGGCGACGGGGUCACACAGAGGACUACGCACAUGCAUGAGGUGCAGGAAACAUGGACUCCUGAAUCCCCUCAAAAGCUGCGCCAAUUGGAAGGAUGCAGAUGCUGAACUCAUUUUUGUCCCACUCGUCAGCGAGGCAGAUGAGUGUCUGUGUGCUCUGUGGUGUGUGUGUGUGUGUGUGUGUGUGUGUGUGUGUGUGUCCCACUGGCCUAUGCCCAACCGUGGGCUCCCCCAAGCCUUGCACAUAAGAUCACAAAACCCUGCAAUUCUGAGCUCAUUAUUAGUCCCGCCCAGUGUGCCAAUCAUAUUUUUAAGGUUUCUGUUUACAUACUGUAUAACGUAGCAACGUGACAAGAGGCCACCAUCUUGGGAGAAGUUUCUAAAAAUCAUGGAGAGAGCACUUCAAACGCCUCAAAAUUCCUCCAUAACAAUUAAAUUAGUGAUAAAACAAAAGGAUGACGAAAGAACAUGUCCUUUUCGACUGCCCACACUGCUCUUCAAACAAAUAAUGUUCUAUUUGCGCUACUUAAGUCAAGUGUUUUAGGGCAAGUGACAAAGUCAAAACAUGACAAAAUGUGUAGGGGGUUGACUUGGAGAAGACCUUGGAGUUUCUGCCCGUGUUAUCUUAUUUGUGAUUAUUCUUGGCUGAAACUUGUCAACAAGAAUCGAGUGAGACUGUGGACGUCGGUGCAACGACGGCGACAUUGUCGGAAAAUAGAGCAUUUGCCAUUAGUCCUGACAUUGUCGCCAUUUAGUGUAUUUCUUAAAACCCCAUAGCAACUGUUGAUAUAAAAAAAAAAAUAAAAAAAAAUCCUGCAUCGUGACAGUUUUCUGCCGUAGUUUUAACUCAUAAACGAGUGAAACCACGAGCCGCCGCUACUUGUGACACAUUCGCCUUCACCUGUACGUUCACUUGCUACGUCCUCUGGGCGAGUUAAAUGUAGAAUAUAAUACUACACACAUCAUUCAGCGAAAGAUUUGGUAAGUUUUGAAUAAUCUUUUGAAUAAUGCACUCAUUUUGCACGGGGAUAGAUGACCCGAUAAAACUGAACUUAAUUUGUAAAAACCCAAAGUACGUGGCAUAAUCACAACUAACUCUUCGAUACUAUAUUGUAGGCUAAUCUACAGUAUAUACAGUGUUGUUCUAGCUACUCAAGAUGACAUCUUUAAAUAUUCACAGCUUUUACAAUAUAUUUUCCUUAAUGCAAAUAGUAAUGUUUGACCUUUUAUAAUGACUGUUUCGCAAGAUAUUGUUGUAAAAGUUACAAACAACUAGGUUUUUGGGGGAUCUUAUAACUUCAGGCAUCCAUAGCAUCACAUAGAAUUAAUUGUGUAGCACCAAACUUCAUAGUUGGACACAAUAGCUUUAUAAGUAGGUGCAGACCAAGUUUCAGCCAAAUCCAUCCAGUCGUUCCUGAGAAUAGAGCUACUAGUAAAACCACGUAUUUCGAUUAAAAAGUGCCCGUUACCAUGGCAAACCAAUGCUGGCAUUUUCAAAUGUUAUAUAUUUUUAAAAGUACAUUAUGAGUUCAUAUAUUAAUGUCCAAAUUCACCCAGAGUCAGCUGGGAUAGGCUCCAGCACGCCCGUGACCCUAGUGAGGAAAAGCGGUACAGAAAAUGGAUGGAUGGCUUCUUUAUUUUCCUUUUGGAAAAAAAGAAUCUGAAAAAAAUACGGACCAUCCCUUGAGAAAAACGAAAUCUUGCCAAACAUUUUUGUCAAUUUAAGCUAACUAGAGCCUUUAAAUGAGCAUCUUCACAAGAAAGAAGUUAAAAAUCGAAUUCAGCAUUAGCAAUUACAUCAAUGUGUGAAUUUCUGUUGAGAAACAAUGAAGUUAUACUGAUGUACAUUUUGGAAGCAUUUUUGGUUUUGUUUGUUUUUUUGGACCGAAUUUUUGAUAGGAUUUCUCUGGAACCCAUCAUCCGAUUUUCAAAAAUUCAGGUUGAAGUGGCCGUUCCAACCAAACUUUGCAUGAUGACAGAUUUUCAUUUUUGGGAAAUCUUGUCACGUUGCUAGUUUUAAGUGUAUGUAUAUGUUGUUUUUCACUCGGAAUAAUCAUGGCAAACCUCCGUUGCCCGAAUGAUGAUUCUCCUUCCUUAACAAGUUAGAGUGUAAUUGGCCAAACCUCCUCCUAAUAACCACAAAGGAAUUAAAACUAGGUUGAAAAAGCCAUUAACACGCUCAUUAGGCUACAGGUGCAUUAGUGGUACCUGCGAAGGUCACUGUGGUCGCCUCAACGCUUUGAACUGUUUUUCCUUUUUUACCAACAGUUUGCUUGAUGAUUAAGUGAAGUCUCAUGUUCAGGUUUAAUUCCCAAACCUCACUCAGGUACCUCAACAGCCACCGAUAAUUAAAGAGCACCCGCAUUUGGUAUAAAAAGGAUCCCCAACAAUGUGCCUCUUCAGGAGGGCUUUGUUUUAUUUGAUUUGAUCAUUUUAUCUUUGUUUUGCAAUACUGUGUUUUAAUUCCGCUUGUAUUUUGUGUGCCUUAGUCUGGCUGAGGUAGAUGGAAAAGAAAUGUGACAGCCUUAGUUUCAUACACUGUCUCUCUCUCUCUCACACACACACACACACAUUGUAACUCCUCCUUCUUCCAGUUCCACUUUCAACUCUUCACACCAGACACCCCGAUAACUUGUGGACUGCAGGUGAACAGAGCGUCCGUAGAUGACACUAGCAGCCGCUGAGCUCUUUCUCCCUGCGCUUUAGGGUCACACACACUCAGCCACUAUUGUUUUGGCACGGGACCUUGCAUCUAGUUUUAAGAUUUUACCCCGGAAAACCAAGAGACUUAAGGUAGUGCAAAAGGAACAGUGAAAACAAUCGGGUUUAUCUCUGUGACUUCUGCCUGUGUUGUUGUCUGGUUUAUGAAACAGGAGAGGAAAUA
Phycodurus eques (leafy seadragon) is the source of this 7761-nucleotide messenger RNA. It is a transcript of the gene rptor, whose product is annotated as regulatory associated protein of MTOR, complex 1. Gene Ontology annotation, biological process: cellular response to amino acid stimulus; TORC1 signaling; cellular response to starvation. The record is from RefSeq and is a predicted model, not a curated record. Gene Ontology annotation, cellular component: cytoplasm; TORC1 complex. The transcript is spliced from 36 exons. Gene Ontology annotation, molecular function: protein binding; protein-macromolecule adaptor activity. NCBI's taxonomy places the organism in Eukaryota, Metazoa, Chordata, Actinopteri, Syngnathiformes, Syngnathidae. Bases 437 to 4510 code for a protein of 1357 amino acids.